AUUGGCUUUGCAAAAUUGGCUUUGCGUCUGGCCAUGUCGGGCCUUUUGUCGUGCUGCUGUCCGUUCCUGUAUAGACGGCCAUCGGCCCAGAGAAGUUCCUUUCAAAAUCUCAACGGCAGAAAGGAUUUCAAGCGCCAGAGCUUUCUUCAGCUCGGCCACACCAAGAGCUCUGAGGCGGUCGCUUUGCCGGCCGCGCCGUCGGUGCUGGAGACGGUGCUGCGGAAGUUCAAGAAGAAGGACCGUGAUGAGCCUCUGGAGGCCAUGAGCGCCUGGAUGGAGCGCACCGCGGACCCGCAGGUCGUGUCUCGGGAAGCAGUGGUGCUGGUGCUGGUGGGGCUCCCGGCGCGUGGCAAGUCCUUCAUUAGUGGCGCCGUGCUGAGGCAUCUGAAGCUUCUGGGAGUGCGGGUGCGGAGCUUCAACGCCGGGGAUCUGCGCCGGGAUUCCGGCAAGGCCGGCAUCGAGGCGAACUUUUUCUCCGCCGCCAACGAAGCGGCCAAGCAGGAGCGCGAGCGACUGGCCAUGCUCUGCUGCGAACGGCUCUUGGCGUGGAUCCGAUCUGCUCCACCAGGCACCAGUUCCAUCGGCAUCCUGGACGCCACCAACACCACCAUUGCGCGACGGCAGAAGGUCUUGGAGACCUGUUUUGCUUGCGCCUUACAGGCGGAGGCGGAUGACAAGGCGGCACCACUGCGGGUGAUUUUUCUGGAGUCGAUUUGCGGUGAUCCAGUGAUCUUGCAGGACAAUUACCAGAUGAAGCUCAGCAACGACGAUUACAAAGGAGUUUCCAGUCCAAAUGCGGCUCUGACAGACUUCAAAAAGCGCGUGGAGGCGUACGAAGAUCAGUACGAGCCCUUGCAGGAGAACGAGCUGGACUACCUGCAGAACAAGUUGGAGGCAGCCAUGCCCGUCGGCUCUGUGCAGAUCUACGAUGGCGGGCAGAAGAUUACCUGCUGCCGAACAGGCAGCUCGCUGGUCGCGUCUCCCAUGAUCUCGCUGCUGCAUGCGAUGCACCUCACAAGGCGACAGAUCCUGCUGGCCCCAGAGUUCGACAGUCAACAGAAGGGCAUUGCCGCUUGGGACUACCGGCAGAUUCUGAUUCGGGAGGAACGCAAAGAGAAUCGCACUAUCGACGUGAUCUGCGGCACCUCGAAGCACGCGGUGAAGAUCGCCCAGGACCUCUCCAAGGUCGGCAAUCGAUUCGACAAGGCGCAGCGGCCCCGCUGUGUUCUGAACCUGCGAGCGCUGCAGGGUCGCUCAGAGGGGACCUGUGAUGGCUCGGCGGUGGCAGAGAGCUAUGGAGACCUGGUGCGGCGCAUGCGCGUGGAGGUCAUUCUGCUUCUGGAGCGCCUGCCGCGCUCCGUGCUAGUCAUUUGCCCGGGCGAUGACGUGCGGCGAGUUCUUUAUGCUCACUUUUGUGGCUGCUCAGAGAAAUCCAUCGCGGAUUUGUACAUGCCGGAGAGUACGGUGCUGGAGCUUGCGCGAGACCAUAAGGGCUACAGUUGCACCGAGAUUGAGCUGAACACAGAUUCGAACGUCAGUAUUGACUGAGCUUUUACUGCUCGGCUCGUGGCAGACUGGUCGCGUUUUCAAGGAGGCUCUACGCGUGAGCAAAGAGCUAUCACCUUCUCCCUUUGAGGUAGUUUUGUUUAGUCGGCAGGGGUAAUUUUGGCCUCCA
This is a messenger RNA of Effrenium voratum, 1675 nucleotides long. Lineage: Eukaryota; Dinophyceae; Suessiales; Symbiodiniaceae. The record is from the annotation of a GenBank genome assembly.